Messenger RNA from Camelina sativa (false flax), 1131 nucleotides. The record is from RefSeq and is a predicted model, not a curated record. NCBI's taxonomy places the organism in Eukaryota, Viridiplantae, Streptophyta, Magnoliopsida, Brassicales, Brassicaceae.
AUGUCUCACCUCGCCGCUUCUAACGCUGACGAACCACCGCGAAAAACCAACCAUCCACCGUCGUCUUCAUUGUCUUCGCCGUCAUUGUUUUCACUGCCAUUGGACAUCGUUUUGAACGUCUUAGCCCGCGUACCAAAACGGUAUUACCCAAUCCUCUGUUGCGUCUCCAAGAACUUGAGAAGUCUUUUUCGCUCGCCUGAGAUUCAAGAGAAUCGAUCUUUACUCGGAAAGGAUUCUGUUUAUAUCUGCUUCAUGGACGGAACCUAUCGUUUCAUAUACGACAACUGGUACGCAGCGUACGCUCUUCGCAGGACUGAGAACAGUACGACUGAGAAUCUCUUCGACUCGAUAGACGACUUCUCGUAUCCUCCCGAGCCUUUUCUUUCUUCUCACAUGAUCGCCGUUGGUCCAGAGAUCUUCUUGAAUCCCGGAUGCGACACUCCUUCAUCAAGCUUAUGGAUUCGUGACACCCGAUCUGAAGAGUUGCGUCAAGGACCUCGUUUGUUAGUGACGCGACGGUACAACUCCGUGGGACUAGUUGGAGGUAAGAUCUAUGUGAUCGGAGGAUGUAGAGACGGCGAUAUUCCAGCGGAAAGAUUUGACCUAAAGACGCAAACUUGGGAAGCAGCUCCGACUCCCGAUGAAAAAGAAAGUUGCAUAUGGAAAUAUGGGGUAAAUGUUACACUAGACAGAAAGGUUUAUGCUCUAUGUAAUCGUGAAGUGACUACGUAUGAUACUAGAGAUGGUUCUUGUCAGAGAUCUGAAAUGCUUAAUGAUGAGUGGCUGGCCACAGGAAAGUGCGUGAUUGACAAUGUGCUUUACGUUUACUUCUCUAGAUUCAGGUUAAUGUGGUAUGACUCUAAACUGAUGCUAUGUAGAGUGGUUUAUGGUUUGGAUCUUGGCAAACCUCAAGGCGUUGCAAUGGCUGAAUACUAUGGGAAGUUGGCGUUUAUAUGGGAAGAAGAAAAACGAAGUACUGUUAGUAGUGAGGAAAGCAAAGGGAUUUGGUGUAGAAUGAUUGUUUUGCUUAGGAGUGACGUAGGAAUCCAUGGGACUUCAGAACCUUCUCAACUUCUCGGGACUGUCCCUCAUGGUUAUGAAAUGUGUCAUUGUCUGUCUCUUUCGGGUUAG